This is a messenger RNA of Ilex paraguariensis (yerba mate), 1179 nucleotides long. The record is from the annotation of a GenBank genome assembly. NCBI's taxonomy places the organism in Eukaryota, Viridiplantae, Streptophyta, Magnoliopsida, Aquifoliales, Aquifoliaceae.
AUGAAGCUAGAAAUCCUAUCAAGGAAGUUGAUUAAGCCAUCCGUUCCAACUCCACAUCAACUUCGCCAAAAGAAGAUAUCCGUGUUUGAUCAGUUGGCUCCUCCAUCAUACACCCCCCUAGUCCUCCAUUACUCUGCCAAUGGCGACAUAGGCGAAAACGCCCAAAGACGUGCCCACUUGGAGAGAUCAUUAUCGGCGGCCUUAACCACAUUUUACCCACUAGCUGGGAGAUUUAAUACUGAUAAUCUCUCGAUUGAAUGUAAUGAUGAAGGGGUGGCAUAUUUGGAAGCCCAAGUGGGCUGUAAGCUUGAUGAAUUCCUCUUAGAACCCAAAAUUGAGCUGCUAAAUCAUCUCCUUCCAUCUGAUAUAGAGAUAGAUAUACUUAAUCUUGUCACGAGUCCUUUACUAGCAAUCCAAAUCAACAGCUUCAAUUGCGGCGGAUUGGCCAUUGGCCUCUACUUUUCACACAAGAUCACUGAUGCAUCUGCAGUUGCAUCUUUUAUUAUUACAUGGGCAAGUUCAAGCCAAGCAGAGGUGGCCAAUGAAACCAUUCAUCAACCAAAUUUUGAUUUGGGUUCUCUCUUUCCACCAAUUACUGGUCAAGAUAUUUCUCUAGUCCUCUGCAACCCAGAAAUCAAUGUUGUCACGAGGAGGUUUGUGUUUAACGGUGCAGCAAUAACAAAGCUGAAAGCUAAUGCUCAAGCACUAGCUCAGAUCCAAACUAAUGUCCCACCAUUGCCAGAGAUUUUAGUGGGAAACUUUGUUUUGGCUGCCAUUGCUCGAUUCAAAGCAGACGAGAACAAGAUGGAGCUACAUGACUUGGUGGGUUUGAUACGAGAUGAAACAAGAGAUGCCAUUGCUAAGUUCACAAAACUACCUGUCCUGAAUGGUAAUGAGGUUAUGCAGAUGUUGGAAAACAUCUGUAACGAGUGCUUGGGAGGAUUGUGCAACAGCGAGGUUGAUGUGAGAGGUUUUAGUAGCUGGUGUAGGUUUCCGCUUUAUAAAGCUGAUUUCGGAUGGGGGAAGCCGAAUUGGGUAAGUCUAAUAAGCUGUCCUGCAGAACUAGUAUUCCUGUUGGACACCAAUUGUGGGGAAGGCAUUGAAGCAUGGGUGAAUUUGAAUGAACAAGACAUGAUCCACUUUCAACAAGACCCAGACAUUGUAGCCUUCUCUUCUUAG